AUGUCUCGAGAGUGUCCGUGGCGGUCUCAGUGUCCGGAAAUCGUCCGAUGCCGCCAGCUGCAGGCCCUGUACGGUCCGACCCUGUUUCUAGUGCGCCGACCAGGACCUCUGAGUCUCGUCCUGAGAGCGACCGCCGCAGCCAAGCCGAUCAAAGUCCACCUGUCCGGUCGACACUUUUGCUCUUGCCGAACCUUUAUCUCGGAAAAAGAGCUCUGCGUCCACCUGUGCUGGGCCAUUCUCAGACUUUUCCGUCUCUCGCCGACAAAUCCUCUCUCUUUCCAACUCGGAAUGGUUGAAAGAGAAACUUCGACGAUUUUGAAGACGGCAGUGCCUAUGACUGGACUUGCCUCGCGAGCUUUGAUUUUUAAUCAACUCCCGUCACCCAGCGAGAUUAGCCGAAUUUUGCCCAAUCUGGAACCGGAAAAAAGCAAAUUGCCCUCUGUUGAGCCUCGACCUCUGACCCAGCAGGACGCCUGUCCCAUCUGCCUAGAGCCUCUUUUGCAAAAGCCACAGCCAGUAACUCACUGCAGAUAUAGUUGUGGAAACCAUGUACAUAUCAGAUGCAUGAAAAUUUGGAUCAAACACAAUUGCCAGGAUGAAGAAAUAGGCCUCAAAAUCAAAGUGCCUUCAAUCAAAUGCCCCGUCUGCAGGGGUGUUUUCAACUACGAGUCGGAAAUGAAGUUGGAAUUCCAGAACGCCCCAAAAACCAAGGCGCCGCCGCUGCCCCCACUGCUUCCGGCUGCCGCCCCCGGGGACCACAAGCAACAGGGCGACGACGGGGUGAUGGCGUUAUUAGAUUCCCUGCUGGCGAGUCAACACAAUCAAGAGGUGCGAAACGAAAGGUCGUCGUCGGAGGGCAUCACAAAUUCGGAGGCGACGGCCAGCAGCAGCACCUCCACUGUCGCCACAGCCUGCCGAAUACGUGAAAUCAUCACACCGGUGGCUGUCAGCGUGUUAGUGCGGGCGCUGCCCGAGUGGAAAAUACCUCCGCGACACCGACUGCUGUCCCCAGGGCACCAGUGUUGCCUCUGCCUUCGCCACUACGAGACUGGCGAAACGGUGAGCGGUUUGCAGUGUGGCCACGAAUUCCACGCAGAGUGCCUCUCUCCGUGGCUGCAACGAAAUUCCUCUCGGUCGAGAGGGGCUCGCUGUCCCAUUGACCACGCAGACCUCACGCCCUGGCUCACAGAGAGACUAAUUGCGAUGCAAAGAACGGCCUCCAGAGAGCCGCCCCCGGCUGGCAAGGCCGGCGGCCGCAAGCACGAGGGUGGUCUCACCCUUCGGAGUUCGCGCCUCACCCUGAUAAACCGACUGCACCAACACCCCCACUCCUGCGGACACUUGCCGACACCGCCUCCGUCCACGUGUCCGUCGCCUCCGCCGCCCCCGGCCCCUUCGAGCGAAAACAGCCGCCCCUCAAGCGGAGGCCGUCGGGUGCGUCUGGCCGCACAACAGUCGGAGGCCGUUUUGCACCUGGUUUCGCUGAGUUUGCCGAAAAGCGCUGAGGCCACGACCGGAGGCGGCUGGGCCGGGGGCGGCAACACGUCGCGGAGGCGGCUGAAUGAGAGAGGAGGACAUCGACAUUGCUGGACACGGGAAGAGACGCCGCGACUUGAAAUCAAUUGCACGAAAAUCAGUUUGAAAGUUAAAACCUAAAUUAAUUAAAAAUAUCGUUUGAAAAAUUUUUAUAAAAAAAUCAAAUUAAAAGUGAA
Neocloeon triangulifer is the source of this 1712-nucleotide messenger RNA. RefSeq names its product E3 ubiquitin-protein ligase Zswim2-like. Gene Ontology annotation, molecular function: zinc ion binding; ubiquitin protein ligase activity. Lineage: Eukaryota; Metazoa; Arthropoda; Insecta; Ephemeroptera; Baetidae. Bases 1 to 1656 code for a protein of 551 amino acids. The record is from RefSeq and is a predicted model, not a curated record. The transcript is spliced from 8 exons.